This is a messenger RNA of Lingula anatina, 632 nucleotides long. Its product is annotated as protein regulator of cytokinesis 1-like. Lineage: Eukaryota; Metazoa; Brachiopoda; Lingulata; Lingulida; Lingulidae. Gene Ontology annotation, biological process: mitotic spindle midzone assembly; microtubule cytoskeleton organization. Gene Ontology annotation, molecular function: microtubule binding. Gene Ontology annotation, cellular component: cytoplasm; mitotic spindle midzone; spindle. The record is from RefSeq and is a predicted model, not a curated record.
GGGUAGUAUUGAAAUUGGCCAAUCAGAAACUAGGCCAGGUCACAAAUUUUGAUUUGAAACCCUACAUGGAAACUUGAAGGAUCGCUGUGAUUUUAAAUGACCAACAUUAAUAGACAGACAAAAUAAUGUCCGCGAGAAGUCAUGAGGAGAUGCAGCAGGAGCUGGGCAAGUGCCUGGGCACCACGCUGAACAGAUUACAAAACAUCUGGGACGAGAUAGGGAUUCUGGACGAGCAACGACGAGAGCGCACGGACGUUGUGUUCCUGCACCUGCGUAACCUGCUGGAAGAGAUGGUGAAGGAGGAGGAAUCUCUAAAGACCAACCUGCUGCGCAAUGUGGAAACAUACGGGGCAGACAUGCUGAAGCUGAGCAAAGAGCUCGCUGUACAACCCUAUGAGCCUCCAGAUGGUAUAUCAAUCCUUCAGCUUGAGAAGGAGCUCCGGACUAAAGUGGAUGUCAUGCAAAAAGAGAAGCAUAACAGACUGAAAACCCUGAAGAAGCUGCGUGAGCAGGACCAGCAUGUGUGUGACAUCCUGUGUACAACACCCUAUUACAUUCCCUCAGGCACAGUGCCCAGUGAGGAGGAACUGAACUCAUUAAGGGAACAUAUUGCUUCACUGGAGGAAGAGAGG